This is a messenger RNA of Cyprinodon tularosa, 2687 nucleotides long. Its product is annotated as rho guanine nucleotide exchange factor 26-like. Gene Ontology annotation, biological process: activation of GTPase activity. Bases 283 to 2664 code for a protein of 793 amino acids. The transcript is spliced from 11 exons. NCBI's taxonomy places the organism in Eukaryota, Metazoa, Chordata, Actinopteri, Cyprinodontiformes, Cyprinodontidae. The record is from RefSeq and is a predicted model, not a curated record. Gene Ontology annotation, molecular function: guanyl-nucleotide exchange factor activity.
UACAGUCCUGAGCGCUCACUGGUGAACAGGCGCGCUGGAAACUGCGCUUCCCGGAUUCUUCCUCUGAUCAGUUAAACUUUUAAAACUUUGGAGAAGAUCCGUGUUGAAGAAUAAUUAGGAAUUCUUUGAUAUCCCCUCCUUGGUGUUUCAAUGAGCACAGGUACAAUGGGCGCAUUCUGUACCAGAUCGGUAGAGUAGAGGGUUAAAAUCCUCUCUCUAUUGCUUUUCUUGCACGGAGACCUGAGAGUUUCACCACUGUUAGUGGAAAUAAGAUACACAGCCAUGGAUUUGGGUAAUGAUGUAGAUUUGUCCAACAAUAACAUCACACCUUUGUGGAAGCGACGCACAGACAACAGUAAAGGUUCCCAGGAUCUGAGCAAACCCAAGCCAAGACCCCUGAGCUACCAUGUAAAUGGGGUCACAACUGCAGACAUCCCUGUGGAUGAAGACAAAUGUUCCUGGACUUUGAGCCAGCCAGCUGAGCGACUGCCUGUCACACCCCAACCAAAGGCAAAUGGCAUGGCGUUAAAACAUGUUUUACACAAACCCUCUAAGAAAAGCAGAAUUGUUCGCAGCAUUAGCAUUGGCCGCUUGUACAAUAAACACUUCUUAUUGUCCAAGUAUAAGUCCGAGGACAACAGAUCUUCACUGGAUAACAGAGUGUGUAAUUUUGAUAGUGACAGACGGAAAACACCGGGUGGAGAAAGUGUGAUCUCUGAAAAUAAUCACCAGGAGAUGCAGAUAUCUACCAGUAGUUCUCUUGAUCUGGGCUUGGAGAAAGAACUUUUCAGUUCUGGGACAGCUAUACCCUCACCUGAAACUCCUACCCACAACAGUUCUUCACACAUCCAUUCUCCACACACAACUUCUAAUGACAAUGAACUGUCCUCACUAUCAUCCACACCUACAUUUCCUGGUACCCUAACCCCCUCUCGCAGCUCCACUUCAAGCACCCCAUCACUUUCUUCUUUAACCUCCUCUGACCUUUCCACCCCUCGCUCCCCAUCACCACUUGAAGGAGGGAUUUCAUUGCCCAGCCAGACUCAGACGACCUCAUCGACAUCAUCACAAGACAUCCAGCCUGCUUCCCCCUCUUCCUCUGUCUCCUCUACAUCACCAUUUCUCUCCCCAACCCCUCCUUCUCCUUCCAUGGUCCUUAGUACCAACAGUCCGGCUGCCCUGAAGAUGGGCACCCAGCAGCUCAUUCCCAAAGGAUUGGUAUCAGACUCACGACAAAUCAAGCCGCCUUCCACUGGGAUGCAACGGCUGGGUCUGGACCAUCCCAAACGAGCUUUGAAAGUCCUCAGCAUGGUGGAAGCAGGAGGCUACUUUUCUACCAGUGGGGGGCACACUGAAGAGGGAGAGAGAGAGAAUGACAGCCCGGGGGCAUUACGGAGAGGUUUGAGGAGUACAUCUUACAGGAGGGCAGUAGUGAGUGGAGUUGACACAGAUGUUCCCUCAGUGGAUCUAAGGAACCUUCUGCUGCCCCAGCCUGUUAUCAGAGUGGUCGAUUCAACCGCUACCUCAACACAUUCUGCCAAUUUAAGCCCAGAAAGUCCUGGAAUACCUAAAGCUGCCAGCCCCAGGAUUUCAAAGUCUCUUAGUUCUCAGAUGGAUAAAUCUAAAAGCAACAAGAAAAACAAGAUACCAGAUAGGAAGACAUUGGUAUCUCAGCGCACUUUUGAUAGUGAAGAAGAGGAACUUUACCAAAACUACAAGGAGAAAGCUCUUCAUAAUGACUCAGAUGAGGAUGCUGAUUCAAGGCGACCAAAGCCUGAUAGGGGCAUCGUCAUGCAGUACAAACCUAUACGUACCUCCUGGAGCCAACUCAGCUUGGUAAAGAAAAGUGGUGCAUCCGAACAGCUGAGUCAGGAGGAACGCAAAAGACAAGAGGCUAUUUUUGAACUGAUCUCCUCGGAGCACUCCUACCUCCACAGUUUGGAGAUUCUUAUUCGUUUGUUCAAAAACUCUCCAGAGCUUAGUGAAGUGAUGACCAAGACUGACCACCAUCACCUCUUCUCCAACAUCUCAGAUGUCUAUGAGGCCAGCAAAAAGUUCUUUAAGGAGCUGGAGGAGAGACAUCACCAGAACAUUGUCAUAGAUGAUAUCAGCGACAUUGUUUGCAGGCACACUGAGUCAAACUUCGACCCAUAUGUCACGUACUGCUCCAACGAGGUCUAUCAGCAAAGGACUCUGCAAAGGCUUGUUGGUUCUAGGAAUACAGUAUUUAAGGAGGUGCUAACCAAGUUAGAGGGCCACCCAGACUGCAGGAACCUCCCCAUGAUCUCCUUCCUCAUCCUGCCCAUGCAGAGGAUCACUCGUCUGCCUCUGCUCAUGGAUACCAUCUGUCAAAAGACCUUAAAAGACUCAGCACACUAUGAAUCAUGCAAGAAAGCACUGCAGGCUGUGAGCAAGGUUGUGCGGAAGUGCAAUGAGGGAGCUCGCAAAAUGGAGAGAACAGAGAUGAUGUACACCAUCAAUUCUCAGCUGGAUUUCAAGAUUAAGUCUUUCCCGCUGGUCUCAUCCUCCAGGUGGUUGGUAAAAAGAGGUGAGCUGACUGAAUUUGCAGAAGACGCGGGGCUCUUCACAAAGAGGAAAUCCCGACAGCAGGUCUAUUUCUUCCUCUUCAAUGACGUGCUCAUCAUCACCAAAAAAAAAGGGUAAGUUAGUGAGCUUGCACCCCCACA